This is a messenger RNA of Sphenostylis stenocarpa, 231 nucleotides long. The record is from the annotation of a GenBank genome assembly. NCBI's taxonomy places the organism in Eukaryota, Viridiplantae, Streptophyta, Magnoliopsida, Fabales, Fabaceae.
AUGUGUGAAACUAUUGAAGACUUCACUCGUGUUCAAAUAAUGCCAAGGUCUCACUGCGACUGCUUCCUUAUAGGUUCCUGCAAUGGAUUGGUUUGUGUGGUUCAUGUCCAUGAGGUUAAGAUCCAACAAGUCGAGGGGUUUGAGCUUGAGUCUGUCAUUAGCCUUUUUUUGGAUGUUGAUGGUGUGGAGAACGCUCUGGAAGUGGUGGCAAAAGUUUAUAGCCCUCUGUAG